This is a messenger RNA of Branchiostoma floridae (Florida lancelet), 3080 nucleotides long. RefSeq lists its product as uncharacterized. The record is from RefSeq and is a predicted model, not a curated record. The transcript has 3 exons. Bases 208 to 1869 code for a protein of 553 amino acids. NCBI's taxonomy places the organism in Eukaryota, Metazoa, Chordata, Leptocardii, Amphioxiformes, Branchiostomatidae. Gene Ontology annotation, biological process: positive regulation of transcription of Notch receptor target. Gene Ontology annotation, molecular function: transcription coactivator activity.
GAACACCUUCACUACACAUUUCAGGGUCACUGGGGUCAAGGUUAUCAAUGCCAUGUUCCACGGAGCACUCGCGAUUGUCACGGAGUGUUCUAGAACUGCAUUUAUCCACGCUGUAGCACAGCAACCAAACAUAACGCCACUGUUGACCGAGGAUACGCACGGAUCUCUCGAGCUCCGCGUUUUGUCGAAGUGAAUUCACAUUGAAAAAUGGGGGUUCUCGACAAGGCGGCGUCAGCGUUCCUUUCAGUGGUACACGUGCUUUCAUUGCUCAGGCCUGGUGGUAAAAGACAGAGCGGUGAGACAAAACUCAUCGUAACUGUCCACGAGGGCAAAGUCGGUCGCCAGAGUCAGGGCAAGUAUCUGGUGACAAUGCGCCAUGGCAAGGUAAAGAUGCAAACCGCUAAGAAAAAGUCCGAUGCACUGAUCUGGGAGCAUUCCACGUCGUUCGUGCCAUGGUCGCCAACAGACCAACUGGUUCUAAAACUUCGAAAGGCGAAGCGCUGCAAAGACACCACAGUUGGUGAACUCUCCAUUGAUGUUGCAGCCGCACUAGAGUCAGCGGACGGUUUACCACAGAAGUGGUGGUACAUCAUGGACCGACCCAGCAAAGGCGGGCGGAGGAAUGAGGAAGUGUUCUUACAAGUGUCCGUUAUUCUUGACGGCACAGAGGUGAAAAGUCACCAAACACAGAACCAGGACCCAACCAAGCCUCCCGAGGAGACCGUUGAGGCAUCCGUACUAGGGAAGCCGGAGACUCUGUCGGAGCUGCAGAAUCACCAGGUCAAGGCGGUGGCAGUUUCCGAAGAAACGCAAGCGGACACGCCCCAUGACAGCAGUGCUAAGGACAGCAAACCACCGUCCGUCACCGGCGACAUCGCAGACGUCAAACAAGACUCUUCAGACACAGCCACAACUUCAGAAACAGCCUCAACUUUAGACACAAAGGACGAGUUUGCUGCCAACGAAGACAGCGGCAUCGUCUCACCCAACGAUACGCACCGCUCCUCUGGUAACACGGACGUGACGCCCCUUCAAGUGUCCGAUGUUGCCUACGGUCCGGGGAGGGAGAGGGAGCUACCGAAGGGUCAAGACCCUGCCAAGCCUUCCGAGGGGACAGUCAAGACGGAGCUGCAAGAGAAACCAGAGCUGGUGAAUGGCAAGGUCAAUGUUACCCAGGAAAAAGAGCAGGACGCACCACCGGACAACAGCGGCAAGGACAGCUCACCACCAGCCGCUGCCGCCGCAGACGUCAAAGCAGCGUCUUCUACAAGCUCGGCAUCCGACCUACCGGCCACAGCUCCUGAUAUAGCAGACAAACGCCCUGCUGCCGGAGAAGGCGAUGUCCCAGAGCACCAUCCGUCAGUUGCCCGUGGAGAACAGACGGAAGCACUCGACAACAGCGGCGCGGAUGCAGACAGUCGGACGACAACGUCUACUCAAGGAGGAGGAGCGUUUCUUACAACAACCACCCCAUCGCCCAAACACCAGGACGCAGAAGACUCACAGUAUGUUGAGGUCCUGUCGUCAGUAGACAAGCUGUGGGCAGAGCUCUCUCUUGAGAAAGACUAUGCGGAAAAGCUUCUCGCUCAUGCCGACUCCCUUCGAUUCAGACUCGCCACUGCCGCCCCGCAUGUUCUCCGGUACCCAGUUAUCAAGAACAUUAUCGCUGCCGUGCCGGAUUGCACAUCUUACAAGUUACCCGACACACAAGGACUAAGUUUGGAGGAGCUGCAAGGCAUCCAGAAGACCCUCACCAAGUCGGUACAAGAUGAGAAGGAACGUGCGACCUACAUCAAGCGCUGGUACUGGGAAGAACUGGUCCGCGUGGCUCUGAGAGAAGCGCCUGGAGUAUUUGGGCCAGAGGACUAAUGUGACAAUCUUAUAUUACAGUUGUCAAUUUAAUGUAUUUCUGCAUGCGUUAAAUGUGUUAUUCGGAUUUGAAAAAAAAGCUUUAUAUCACAACCGUAUCAGUCAAUCAAACAACACAACGUCUUGUCACCAACAAGGCCAUUUAUGAACCUUCAACUGACCCAGCUGUACCUUUGGUAUGCGGCUGAAAAGAAACUUGCACUUCCAGGAACUCGGACUUCAGGAGUUCCUUUGUAAGACCGAUUUAAAGUUGUUGUUUAUUGUAUCAAUUAUUCAACCUUUUACCUACACGUCAACAGAUGUAGAAACUAAAUGCAGCGUUAACUGCGCCGAAUUUUUGUCGACGUUCCUGUUCAUUCAUUGAGUUAAAUGUUCGAUUUGAAUAACGUUUUUCAUCCCAACACUCGCAGAUAUAAUUUUCUUUUUCCGUUCUACAAGUAGUCAUGUAUCAAACCACUGCAGAAAGAAAUCGUUAAAAUCAGAAAGUUUUGCCAAUGCGCCAAUUAUAUUCACGUGGAUAAUAAAAGUGCAACAAUCGUUGAAUCACCACCUUUUCUUUUGUACUUUUAAUAAUGUAAUGUAUCUACAGUGACAUGUUCAACGUAACUACUCAUAUUUCAGUGCCAUGAAAAGUGCAAGAAAACAUAGAAAACUCACCAUAGGUGUAAGAACUGCCUAAGUGCCUUGUCCAUGGACUGGGCCCUUGUUCCUCUCCGUGAGUUUUCCCCAUGUUGUACAGUCCUGUGUCAUACCUUCAGCUGCAUUUAGCCUUCAUCAAGUGCCUUUUACGAAUUGGUCUUUCUAACGCAUGGAAAUUCUUUCCCGGGGUCUUGGGUUUUCAAAAUCCUAGUUGAAGACUUUGUGGAUCAAUGUUUGUUGUGGUCUUCUUAAUUAUCAUGUGCCCGACCAACCGUAGUCUUCUUAACGGGAUGAAUUUGACAUUGGAAUGCUUUAUGUCGAGUUAAGAUGAUUUUCGUCAUUUGGUUUGCGGUCACGAAAUGUGAUACAGAUAAUCGCCAUUAUUACACUUUAAAGUAUAAUAGAAGCAGUUCAUCUGUCUUAUCUAUCGUUCAAUGUGAAAAGACAAGCCUUGAAAUAUUGCUUUGGAGGAACCUACGGGGACAGAAAACCACGGUGCUGGUUAAAUUUGUCUGUAGUUCUGACGUUUAUAUCAAUAUAGAAGACUUCCUCUGAUUUCCUUGUAUUAAUGA